AUGCUGCCGCCAGUAACUGUCGGCGGUCUAAACCUCAAACUGGGCGGAGGCUUUUCCGAGGAGGGGCCUUGGUCGUCGUCGGGUCGCGGGGGUGAAGCGAGGCUGGGGCUGGAUCAGUUCAGGAACGACCACGUCCAGAAAGUAGAGCUCCAGGCGCCCUUGCUGCUGUACGGCAGCGGCAAAAGAGGCUGCGAUCGGGACGUCAACCGGUCUCAGCUGCUCCUGGUCAAGGCGGUUUUGGGCUUGGAGCGCGUCCGGUCGGAAGUGAACAUCUCCGCAUUGCCGAGACCCCUGUUAUUCAACCGCGGCGUGUACGUUAUUGGUGGCGGCGUCGAGGACGAGAGAGAUGGCAGCAGCGGCGGCGGCGGAGGGGGGAAGGGCGGCGACGGGUUUCACGUUUGCCACCCUUUGCCGGACGCGUGGCUGGAGAUCGGCAGGCGCGACUCGUUUGCCCCGGCAUCAGGUGCUCGGAACCGAGCCGGUUCGUGGGAGAGGCACCUCGAAACGAUGGUGGUGGUGGCAAUAGCAACAGCAACAGCAACAGCAGGCAGCGGCAUUGGGCCGCGUGUCGAUCUUCGUCUCCCACCCGCCGUGACGUCGCGGCAAGUCCGAGAAGGACAGCAACAGCGGCAGCUGCAGCGACAGCAGCAGCAGCUGAAUGAGGACCAGCGGCUGCAGCAGCAGCAGGGCGAGCAACAGCCCCGACCGCAACGACAAGUUGCGGCGAGAAGUCCACGCCACCGCCGCAGCACCACCGUCACCGACAACGACAACGACAACGGCGUUAUCAGUAGACCAACCUGGCUGCAAGCACCACCGCUCAAAACCGCCGCCCAAACCUCAGCAAGGAUAUCGGCACCGACUCCGACAGACCGGCGCGGAUGGCAAGUCCAGUGCUCGGUGUUUGGACAUCAAUUUCGAGCGGACAGGCCGAUGGGCGCACCUGUGCCCAAGCCGAUAGUACCCAAAGCUGAAAACGCGGCGGAGGACGGGCUUCCCCUCGGAGGGGUCGAGGCGCAUGCCUACCUCCAGUGUGGGGUUGAGCGAUUACGGGGGCUGUUUGGCGGGGAUGGCGACGGUGGUGGUGGUGUUCUCACGGUGGAGCUGUUGCAUCGAGGCGAAACGGGGGACGACGAUGUUGUGUGUGAAAGCGGCGACGACCGGGACCUUGUUCGAUGCUACUGCGAGGUCCCGCUCGAGACGCUGGUCGACAGCCGUAUCGUCGAGGGUACGUUCCCGUUGCUCGACCGCAGAAUCACCGUUCCUGCGGGCGACAGGGACGGCAAAAACAGCGAAGGUGGCGGUGAUGACGUCUGCGGAAGUCGAGAACACCUCCAACGGCGGGACGAGAAACGAACGAUGAGGAGAAGAAUGUCGUCGUACCUGGGAGGCCUCUUUGAUCCGUCGCUCGAGCUAGCCGUGCACCUGUACCGAAUGGGACCUUUAAACAGCUACAACAGCAGCCCCGGCGGCAACAAAAGUUCGCUGCUGGCUGGGGGCAACAACGCGGCCGUAGCUGGAGAAAGCACCACCACAUAUGGGGUUCGAGAAGAAGGAGGUGGUGGUGGAGGUCGCGAGGAAAGGGGUAGCGAUGAAGGCAGCGGCGGCGGCGUUGCAGAUCCGCCAGCGGGGCCAAUUUUGUGGAAACCCCCGUCGCUUGUCGAAAGGGGGAAGGUCGGGCGUCGGUCUCCUGUCGUCACGUUGUACGAACGACCGCAGAUGGAAGUGAGGAGUGAGCAGCAGUAG
Messenger RNA from Ectocarpus sp. CCAP 1310/34, 1746 nucleotides. NCBI's taxonomy places the organism in Eukaryota, Phaeophyceae, Ectocarpales, Ectocarpaceae. The record is from the annotation of a GenBank genome assembly.